AUGAAUUCCAUUGAUCAACAACAACCUCCUAUUAUUUUACACUAUUACAAAGGUUCAGCAUUUUCACAAAAAAUUGUAUGGGCUUUAACAAUUAAACGUUUAAAAUGGAUUUCGGUGAUUUCCAAUUAUUUUAGAUUAUUGCAACCUUUAACUCAUGGAUAUCGACGUAUACCAGUUCUUCAGAUUGGAUCAGAUAUAUUUGUUGAUACACUUUUAAUUUUAGAAGAAUUGGAGAGAAGAAUUGGAUCAGAUAAAAAUCCAAAUGCACCAGCAAUUUUCAAAUCUCAAGAACUUUUAAAUGACCGAUCUUUAUUGAUGAAUCAGAAAAUUGAACCCAAUAAAUUAAAACCACUUCGACCAUUUAUUAUUGAUGCAUUGAAAUCAAAUUAUGAAUGGAUUGAAUUACAAUUAUCAGAUGAUCGACAAUGGUUUUUGGAUACAAGUACACCAAGUAUUGGUGAUAUUCAUGUUGCAAUGAAUAUUUGGUUUUUAAAUGUUAAUAAAGGUGCUACCAAAGAAUUUGGAGACAUUACUGAAUUGUAUCCUAAAACUCAUCAAUGGUUUGAUAGAUUUAUCAAAUUUAUUAGAGAAAAUCAACAACAUAAAUCUUUAAGAAUUUCUGGUGAGGAAGCAUUGGAAAUUGCUAAAAAUUUUAAACCAUCAUCAUAUUAUAAUAAGAAUAGUAACAAGAGAUUAGGCAAUAAAAAAAUUGGUGAUAAAGUUAGUAUUUCACCUGAUGAUUAUGGUAAAGUACCUGUUAAGGGUACUAUCUUGAGUAUUGGUGACAGAAAUAUUGCUAUAAGACCAAUCGAUGUUGAUAAAACUGGCAUUGAUGUAGUUAUUUGGUUUCCUAUAGCUGGCUAUAAUCCCACCCUACAAAAAAUCAAAGUUGGACCAAAAUCAUGUUCAUUUAUUAUUCCUGCUGAUAAUAACAAUAAUGGACGCAAGAAUAUAACUUUACCAAAGUUUUUAAAUCGUGACAGAUUAACUAAAUCUAAAAAAUCAAGCAUCGACAACACCAAGAAUGAUACUGUUGCCACUGCAACAUGUAUAACAGAUACUGAAGACACAGGUUCUAGUUGGUUGAAACAUAGUAGUAUUAAUUCUAUAAUAAGUAGAUGGUCAGAAGAUCUUGAUCAAUGCAACCAAACUUUUCAACGGCAAUUAGAAGAAUCACACCAAUUGGAUCAAAAGAUGAUAGAAUUUAAUACAGAGGCAGCAAAUAUCGAUGUAUUAGUACAGAAAGCUAAAACUAUAAAAUACGACAUUUGUGCAACUUUAAAGGAAAUUUCCAGUAAACAAAUCGUAAUUGACGAGUUUUUGAGCAGUAUGGAAAGAGUUUUUGAAGGAAUUUGUCUUGAGGAUGUAAAUUCAUACGAUUACCAACGAGAAACAAAUUACAAGAACUUUGAAUCCGUGAAUCAAAAAAUAAAUGAUAUGAAUUGCAAUUUACUUACAAUGAUUAAUGAUACCAAUACAGACAUAUUACCAUCGUGUAAUUCUAAUAAUAUUACUGAUAUGAUGAUAGAUGAUCCAAUUGAUGGAUUGAUGGAUUUGUUUAAUUCACAACUGGUAUCAUUAGAAUGGAUUGAUUCAUCAGCUAAACAUCUUUCUUUUCUUAUUCAGCAAGCUCAAGAUUUACUUGAUAACUCGCAAGAAGAUUCUUUAUACAAUUUAACAUUUUAA
Messenger RNA from Entrophospora candida, 1686 nucleotides. NCBI's taxonomy places the organism in Eukaryota, Fungi, Glomeromycota, Glomeromycetes, Entrophosporales, Entrophosporaceae. The record is from the annotation of a GenBank genome assembly.